AUGCGCUUUCGGGUUCAGGCUUGCUUCGAUACGGCGGCACAUGAGCUCAUUCUCUCCGCCGAGGCAUCCGAGAACUCUGCCCUAUUAAUCGCAGAUGACUGCUCGGUAGAACUACGCGUUUCACCGGUAAGUAGCGGUACUGCCGGUGCCGCUGGCGUCUCACCAAUGACGCACGCACUCACAGUAUUGCCGUGGGAUGGCAGCCGACUGCGACUUGGCGUCAACGGCAUCAGCUACGGCACCGGGCCGCUGGUGUUGCGGGAUGGAGACGAACUUACGCUGCACCCCAACCACGUCACAGAGGCCACAGCAUCGUAUGCAUACAAUGUCAAAGCAGUUCCCACAUCGGCAGAUGUGGAUGGGAAUGAGAUGGGGGAUGGGCCGCCGCUUGAGGCCCGCGCCAGUGCAUCCGAAGAGAAUCAUCGGCUGCGAGUGAUCAUGUCGAACGUGGAGCAGUACGCAAAGUGGAACAAUUAUUACAGCGAACGGUUUACCAACCUUGCCACGGUCAGCUUGCCGCCGAGCAACGGCACUUGUAAGACCGGCCAGCUCCACAAAUGCGCAUGUGGGUCCUAUGUACAGACAGAGGCGGCCCCAUCCGGUGCCAUGCCACGUGCGACACACGCACCCAACGCCGCGCAGACGCAGGUCGUGUGGGAUACAGACGCUAGCGUGAGUAAGGCGCUUCCGUCAGCACAUGCCCGCACCCUCGUUACGCUGCUCCCCAGCCUCCCCCAGCUGUUAGAUUUGGACUCUCCUGCAACGCAACCACAGACAACGCCCCAUGCACCCUUGCCAGCAACGUGCUGCUGCUGUCCGCUCAUCUCUGCGUCCUCAAAUCCGGCGCUGCGGCUCUGCACAAAGAAGACGUCUUAUACAUCAGCGGCCGCGCCUUCCUCUUCCAUCGGUGAGAACAGGGACGCGCAGCAAGUCUGCGAGGCCGGCCCGCCUUUGUGUGCCGAUAAGAGACAGACUUCUUGGAGUGUCUAUGCCCAAGCUCGUCGCGACGACUGUGUAGCGGCUUCGCACGUCGGCAGUGCCAAGAAAGCGGUCGAUGUGGCCAACAGCGGCGCCUUCUUGAGUGGCGCCUCACUUGACAGGCCAGCUGUAGAGCUCUUCAACCGAAUUAGCUCCUUAGAGAGUGCAUUGAUGGGCUUACGCUAUGAAUGA
Molecule: messenger RNA, 1170 nt
Organism: Leishmania mexicana MHOM/GT/2001/U1103
Lineage: Eukaryota; Euglenozoa; Kinetoplastea; Trypanosomatida; Trypanosomatidae
Exons: 1
Coding region: 1-1170 (389 amino acids)
Source: RefSeq, a predicted model, not a curated record